This is a messenger RNA of Xiphophorus maculatus (southern platyfish), 6211 nucleotides long. RefSeq names its product ras-specific guanine nucleotide-releasing factor 2 (gene rasgrf2b). Lineage: Eukaryota; Metazoa; Chordata; Actinopteri; Cyprinodontiformes; Poeciliidae. The transcript has 28 exons. Gene Ontology annotation, cellular component: plasma membrane. The record is from RefSeq and is a predicted model, not a curated record. Gene Ontology annotation, molecular function: protein binding; guanyl-nucleotide exchange factor activity. Bases 498 to 4298 code for a protein of 1266 amino acids. Gene Ontology annotation, biological process: Ras protein signal transduction; positive regulation of GTPase activity.
CUCUGGGAGUUUCAUCUCUCAUCUCUCAAUCUCCCGGAGAAACAAGCAACUCUCGCUCCGCCUUUAAAUCCACUAACUCCAGGAUCCGCGCGCAUCACGGAGAGGGAGACGGACAGAGAGACCUUGAGAGACUGCGCCUCUGAGCGCAGGAGAGAGAGGGACAGAAUUAACCGCUGCCAAAGCGGAUUACAGCGCGUCGCCUCUGUGAUUCUUUCUCUUCGUCUCCCGCUUGAGCGUUUUCCCCUCCUGCUCUCACAAUCGUUUCUUCUUAGAGGAGAGAACCAUGGCUUUAUUAUUAAGUGCGUGUUGGAUCGGCGCAUCUUCACAAUGAGUUCCUCCGCUGCUGCGCUUCCGUCACCCCGGCAACUUUUCCGUGCGCCACGGCGCCACUGAGGCGCUUCUCGGUGGGAAAGUUUUACAUGAAGCCCGCAGGGACCAUGGGCUCUCGGUGAAAGCUCCCACUUUCUUCCCUCUGCCUUUCAAGCUGCGCGGCAAAAAUGCAGAAGAGCGUCCGCUACAACGAAGGGCACGCACUGUUCCUGUCGGUGGUGGCGCGUAAAGAGGGCACCAAGCGCGGCUACCUGAGCAAGAAGACGGCGGAGAACAGCCGGUGGUCGGAGAAGUUCUUCGCCCUCUACCAGAAUGUACUGUUCUACUUCGAGAACGAGCAGAGCGCGCGACCAGCUGGGAUUUACCUGUUGGAAGGAUGCACCUGCGAGCGCACGCCUGCGCCAAAAAUAUCCACGACCGGGAAGGAAGCGCUGGAGAAACAGCACUACUUCCUGAUUGUGUUUGGCCACGAUGGACAGAAACCUCUGGAGCUGCGGACGGAUGAGGAGUGCGAGUGUGAUGAAUGGGUGGAGGCCAUCCAGCAGGCGAGCUAUUCUGACAUAAUUAUUGAACGAGAAGUGCUGAUGCAGAAGUACAUCCACCUUGUACAAAUUGUGGAGACUGAGAAGGUGGCUGCCAAUCAGCUCCGCACUCAGCUGGAGGACCAGGACACAGAAAUUGAAAGACUUAAAUCCGAGAUUGUAGCUUUGAACAAAACUAAGGAGCGGAUGCGGCCUUAUCACGUCUACCAUGAGAACGAAGACCCAGAUAUCAAAAAGAUCAAAAAGGUUCAGAGUUUCAUGCGGGGCUGGCUGUGUCGCAGGAAGUGGAAAAUUAUUGUCCAGGACUACAUUUGCUCUCCGCAUGCUGAGAGCAUGAGGAAGAGGAACCAGAUUGUCUUCAAUAUGGUGGAGGCAGAGACAGAGUAUGUCCACCAGCUCUACAUCCUGGUCAACUGUUUCCUCAGACCUCUGAGAAUGGCCGCCAGUUCAAAGAAACCUCCCAUCAGCCAUGAUGAUGUGAGCAGCAUCUUCCUCAACAGUGAGACCAUUAUGUUCCUCCAUGAGAUUUUCCAUCAAGGCUUGAAAGCGAGGAUCGCCAACUGGCCAACUCUGGUGCUGGCUGACCUGUUUGACAUCCUGCUGCCCAUGCUAAACAUCUACCAGGAGUUUGUGCGUAACCAUCAGUACAGCCUUCAAGUUUUAGCCAACUGUAAGCAGAACAGAGACUUCGACAAACUGCUGAAACAGUACGAGUCCAAUGCUGCCUGUGAAGGAAGGAUGCUUGAGACUUUUCUCACAUACCCAAUGUUCCAGAUCCCUCGUUACAUCAUAACACUACACGAACUCCUGGCCCACACACCUCAUGAGCAUGUGGAGCGUAAGAGUCUUGAGUUUGCCAAGUCCAAAUUAGAGGAAUUAUCUAGAGUGAUGCACGAUGAGGUUAGCGACACAGAAAACAUCCGGAAGAAUCUGGCCAUUGAGAGAAUGAUUGUUGAAGGCUGCGACAUCCUGCUGGACACCAGCCAGACCUUCGUCAGGCAGGGCUCUCUGAUCCAGCUGCCGUCCGUGGAGCGAGGGAAACUCAGCAAGGUCCGACUCGGCUCCCUCUCCCUGAAGAAAGAGGGAGAACGGCAGUGUUUUCUCUUCACAAAACACUUUCUAGUCUGCACUCGCAGCUCUGGUGGAAAACUGCACCUCCUGAAGCAAGGUGGAGUUUUGUCCCUUAUUGACUGCACGCUCAUAGAGGAACCAGAUGCUACUGAUGACGAAUCUAAAACGGCUGGUCAGGUGUUUGGUCAGCUGGACUUUAAGUUGGUGGUGGAGCCAUCAGACUCACCUUCCUUUACUGUGGUGCUGCUGGCACCGUCGCGGCAGGAGAAGGCUGCAUGGACCAGUGAUAUUAGCCAGUGCAUCGAUAAUAUCCGCUGUAAUGGCUUGAUGACUAGUGUGUUUGAGGAAAACUCUAAAGUCACUGUGCCUCAUAUGAUCAAAUCCGAUGUGCGCCUCCAUAAAGAUGAUAUUGACAUUUGCUUCAGCAAGACGCUCAACUCCUGCAAGGUCCCCCAGAUCCGUUACGCGAGUGUGGAGCGGCUGCUGGAGCGGCUGACCGACCUGCGCUUCCUCUCUAUAGACUUCCUGAACACCUUCCUGCACACGUACAGGAUCUUCACCACGGCAUCCGUGGUCAUGGACAAACUGGCUGACAUCUACAAGAAGCCCUUUUCCUCCAUACCCAUCAGGUCCUUGGAGUUGUUUUUUGCCACAAACCAAAACAACAGAGGCACUGACAACACGAACGAUAGAUCUCCUCGUCUCUGCCGCAAGUUCUCGUCUCCUCCUCCGUUAUCCAUCCAGUCCCGCACCUCUUCCCCUGUCCGGAUCCGAAAACUUUCUCUUCACUCCCCCAUCACUGCCAGGGUGGGAGGCCUCGACCUGACGUCUCCUCUGUCCAACUCAAACUUCAACCACAGCAGCUCCCAGUCGGCUGCCAGUAGCCCCACUUCUGCCCAGACCCCUCAAACUCCGACGCCUCAAACCCCAACCCCGACUGCUACCUCUCCACCUUCCUCUUCCACCUCGCCUCCUCCAAACAACUGCAAGCCGUCACAGGAUCCUCUGACUCCCUCCUCGCCUGACCAGAGUCCCAUCCCAGCAGCCGAUGGGGAGGAGGCUCCGCGGAUCGAUCCUUUCUGUGGAAAACUGAGGCGCAGCAUUCGGAGAACUGUGUUGGAAUCUGUGUCGCUGGAGAAAAUCAUCCCAGAGUCUCCGCAGAACAGCGAGGCGGGAGACAUGUCUCCGUGUCGCUCUCCGUCCACACCACGCCACCUCCGCUACAGACAGCCUGGAGUUCAGUCUGGGGAGAAUUCACGCUGCUCCGUCUCUCCUGCCUCAGCCUUUGCAAUUGCAACUGCAGCAGCAGGACAUGGUACCCCACCAGUGUUUACUAACUCUGAGAGGACCUGUGAUAAAGAGUUCAUCAUCCGCAGAGCUGCAACCAACAGAGUCCUCAAUGUGCUGCGUCACUGGGUCUCCAAACACUCACAGGACUUUGAGAUGAAUGGGGAGCUGAAGAUGUCGGUGAUUUAUCUCCUGGAGGAAGUGCUGCGAGAUCCAGACCUCCUGCCCCAGGAGAGAAAAGCUACUGCCAACAUAUUAAAUGCCCUUUCUCAAGAUGAGCAGGAGGAUGCCCAGUUGAGGAUAGAGGAUAUUUUACAGAUGGCGGACUGUCCAAAGGCUGAGUAUUUUGAGUCUCUCUCGGCGAUGGAGCUGGCUGAGCAGAUCACUCUGCUGGAUCACAUCGUCUUCAGGAGCAUUCCCUACGAAGAGUUCCUGGGCCAGGGCUGGAUGAAGGUCGAUAAGACUGAAAGGACUCCCUACAUCAUGAAAACCAGUCAACAUUUCAAUGAUAUGAGUAACCUUGUGGCAUCCCAGAUUAUGAGCCACACUGAUGUUGGCUCGAGAGCGAGCUCCAUCGAGAAGUGGGUCGCCGUGGCGGACAUCUGUCGCUGUCUGAACAACUACAACGGAGUGCUGGAGAUCACGUCUGCGCUCAAUCGCAGCGCCAUCUACCGUCUGAAGAAGACAUGGGCUAAAGUCAGCAAACAGACUAAAGCUCUGAUGGACAAACUGCAGAAGACCGUGUCCUCUGAGGGAAGAUUUAAAAACCUGAGGGAGACGCUGAAAAACUGCAACCCUCCGUGUGUGCCAUACCUGGGAAUGUAUCUGACAGACUUGGCCUUUAUCGAGGAAGGAACUCCCAAUUUUACUGAGGAGGGUCUUGUUAAUUUCUCCAAAAUGAGAAUGAUCUCACACAUCAUCAGAGAGAUCCGUCAGUUCCAGCAGACACCUUACAGAAUAGAGCAUCAACCUAAGGUGACUCAAUACCUUAUGGAUAAGACUUUGACCAUGGAUGAGGACACGCUGUAUGAUCUCUCGCUAAAACUCGAGCCCAGACUGCCUGCCUGAAUUAUCUGUUUGGAGCUAUUGAGAACCCACUGAACCUCUGAGGAUGAAACACCCACCCUGAUAAUAAUUCAUCAAGAGAAAACUGGAAGAAAGUCAUCAGAGCAAUGUAGAAAGGAACGAGACAGGACUUGUGGAAAAUUAGCUGUUUUGCAGAAUAAUGAGGUAGCAUGAGAAGAGGACAGAGAUGGGUAAGGUGUCUGAGCGAUUGUUUUCAACAAGACCAAGAUGAAUGUGGGUCGGAUGCACAGCAUGAAGGUUUCCUUAGUACAGAGUGUGGUGCACAUUACAUCACUCUUCCUCAGAGAGCCUGAGAGUGCAGAGAAAGAAGUGGAGGAACAUAAUAGAGAUGUAGCAUAAACAGGUGGAGAUACAGAGAGAGGUCUGAGCUUAUGUCUCUGUGCCAUGAUUUGUGUUCUGUUGCUUAUGCAUUUCCAUGCAACGCCCCGAACAAAGAUCCCUCUUACAAAACGCUUUCUGUCAUGACAGUCACCACAUUAAACCUGCAUGAUCUCAUCUUAGGAUGUGUCUGUUUGAAUGGCCUUUGACCUGACCUCUGAACUCAGCAUACAGCACUCCAACCAGAAGGACUUUAUUUGGCAUUACGCAUCCUCAGUGAGCUUAGCAGAUUAAAAUCUACUGCUCUCCUCAAAUUUAUUGUUAAACGACACACUGAAAUUAAAUUUCAUAUUUCUUGCCGAAGAUUUUCACAUGUCGUGAAAAAAUUUAAGCCUACAAUUAUCUUUUAUCUGUGUUUAGCCUCAGAUUUAUGUAAGAAAUGAAAAGCUAUUUUUUUACUUAUUGCCCAGAUGAAUGAUACAAAUUUAAGAUAUUUUCCAGUGCCUUCCACUUGUGUAGGUCAACUUCUGCAUACUUGACAAUUUGUCCAGUCAUAGCUUUAUAUAACUCCUACUCUAAAAAUAAUCUAAAAUGGAUUUUAAUUUUAGUUUAAAACUUGUCAGAAAAUAGGUAACAUAUGCUCCAUGGUACUGUAGCAUGUUGGUGUAAAGAUAGGGAAUGCAACAUUGAAAACAUAAGCCAACAUCGCCCUCUACUGUUCAAUUGUUGUAACGAGCCCAGCCAGCCUAAACCAUUUGCAGCAUCUGUGUGCAGUUAUAAUGUUUUGGCUUUUGCAAACUGUCAGCUGUGUGAAUGUGUGUUUUCUGAGUGACCGCAUCUUAGGCAGGGGCAGCUCUCUCUGAGAUGUAGCUUUGCUUGACUGACGGUGGGAUCAUUGUUUACAGUUUAAUUUAUUUAGUACAUUAAACUAUAUUUAUUUUUUUGUAUAUAGUGACUCCUCAGAUAUGUGCAAAAUUGUUAUGCUGUGUAUAACAUUUUUAUUGUUUUUCAUUUAUUUAAUUUUAGUCAAUUAAUUAAGUUUGUUUUGGUAUUUAUAUUGAAUUGUUGUUUUGCAUCUCAUGAACCUACACAAAUUAUGUAUUCUGUAGAGUGAAAAAAAAUGUAGCAUUUGAAUGAUCAGACUUUGUUUUUCAUAUUGAUGAUAUGAUAAAUAGUGUUGCAUGCACACAACAGCUGCAUGCUGUGCAUGUCUGACUGGAUUUCUCCUUUACCUUCAUCCUCUGCUUCUCUGUAUGAAAAUGUUCUGUGUAGCUGCUAAGAAAAUAUAUAAAAACAAUAUUUUGUCCAAUUAAAUCUGGCAUGUUUGUCUCUUGUCAAGCCCAGUCUCAGGGCUGUCAGCCACAAAACAACCUGUUUAAUUACAUAGUGAUGUGCUGAAGCUUUUUCUCAUUUAAAAAUGUGUCUCUGUAGUUCUGGACGUUUGUUUCACUCAAGGGGUUAGAAAAGCAGUUUGAUGUAUUUGUGUUGUAAUUAUUUAUGUGGGGGUUUUUUGUGUUACUUUAUCUGUUUACAUUUUUCACUUGUGGGUGCAGGGAAAAUAAAUACAACAUGCCUUA